AUGAAGAAUCAGCAAGAAACUUCAGAGUCAUUAGCUGAUACUACUGGAAAUAUAAAUAAUGACGAUAAUGAAGAGACCGAAUGUACAACUGAUAGAAUUGUUUAUCAGUUAUCUAAUCGUAAGUAUAUCGAACAAGGAUGGACUGCAGUGAAUCAUGUACAACAUAUUGACAAUGAUAAUAAUAAUGACGACUCGUUAUUAGUUAAUGAAGACAAAUCAAUGCAUAUCAACUCAGAUGAAGUAAAACAUGAGUCGAUUGAAAUACAACUUGAUUUUAUACAACAUACGUAUUCGAAUGGUGAAGUAUUUUUACGAAAAUAUAACGACAAUACAGGAGUCAUAUUUUAUCCAACUGGUAAUCCAGCAAUAUUGUUUCUACCUAGCGAAAUGAACACUAAUAAUAAUGAACCAGUUGGUCUACUAUUCAUUGUACAUGAUCUAUUACAUUUGAAUAUGACAAAAGUUCGAAAAGAAGAUACAAAAAUAAAUCGUAAACAAAAGUCUAAUUCUUUUAAAGUGUUAAAUAAUAAUACCAGUAAAAUGAAUAAAUUGAUCAAUGUCGAUGUACAAUCAACUGUUGGCAGAUUAAUCGGUGUGUUCGAUAGCAAUAUACAUGGGGUAGUUUAUGACAAGGAAAACAAUAUACGAUUACAGUAUAAUCAUAACGAAGGUGUCUAUUUCAAACAACUUUUGGAUAGAUACACAAGGAUAUGGAAAUGGUCUGGAGAAAAACAUGUGCAUGCACCACCUUUUCAACCAAUAUCAAUAAAAUUAAAUGAUAUUAUAACAUUGAAAAUUUAUCGAUUUAAUAAAAUCCAUCUACACUUCCAAACAAUGAAAAUUAUUUGCAAAUUAGAUCUCACAAGUAAACAGUUGAAAUUACAAUGGAUAAACACAGAACAGUAUAAGGAACCAAAAUAA
Molecule: messenger RNA, 921 nt
Organism: Schistosoma margrebowiei
Lineage: Eukaryota; Metazoa; Platyhelminthes; Trematoda; Strigeidida; Schistosomatidae
Source: the annotation of a GenBank genome assembly